Molecule: messenger RNA, 1762 nt
Organism: Scaptodrosophila lebanonensis
Lineage: Eukaryota; Metazoa; Arthropoda; Insecta; Diptera; Drosophilidae
Gene: Ubc2
Product: ubiquitin-conjugating enzyme E2-24 kDa
Exons: 4
Coding region: 497-1237 (246 amino acids)
Biological process (GO): protein polyubiquitination
Cellular component (GO): nucleus
Molecular function (GO): ubiquitin conjugating enzyme activity
Source: RefSeq, a predicted model, not a curated record
CCAAAAAUAUCGUCAAUUCCACGAUAAUCGAAUAUAUGAACUGAUGGCACAGCGGGUCUCUAAGAACCGCUAAGCGACGUACUAUCGAUAGUACCAUCGAUUGUUUGCAGCUCUAGCGGCCGCCCGCUUGUGUGCCGACCACUUUGUUCCAAUAAUUUCCGCAUACAUUUCAUGAAUAUAUAUUAACAAUUAACUGUGAUUUGUGCUACAAACAAAAGGCAAGUAAACAUUAAGUACACGAAGAAAGCCAAAAGAGCAUGUGAAUAAAGGAGACACAAUUAAUCAAUUGCCAAAAAGGAAAACAACUCAAGAAGUGUGAGAAAGAGAGCGCGACAGGCCAGAAUUUUGCAGUGUUUUGCAGUCCGACAGCGACGUAAAAGUUAAUCAGAAUUGUUGCAAAGGCACCUACCUAGAGAGGGAGAGAGUGAAGAAAGGCCGACCCACCUACAAAGACUGUAAGCACGUCCAAUUCCAGUCCAAGUGAAGCAGCAGCAGCAUGUCUUCGACUCCAGCCGCUGCAAGUGGCAGCAGCACCACCAGCUCCAGCGCCGUGACUGUGGCAGCCACAGCUGGCGUGGGCAGCGCCGCCAAUGCCAGCUCCAAUGCCAGUGUGAGUGGCGGCAGCAAUUUGAAUAAUGCGUCAGGUGGCACGCCAGGACGUGGCCGUGGUGCGAAUACGAAUGGUGGCAAUGCUGGCGGUGGUGUCGCCUCGGGCAGCAAUAAUUCGACUGCUGGCAGUGAUGAGCCACGUAAGGAUGCCAAGCCAAACCCUAGAAUAUCAAAAGCUUUGGGUACCUCGGCCAAGCGCAUACAGAAGGAGCUCGCGGAGAUCACACUAGAUCCACCGCCGAACUGCAGUGCAGGGCCGAAGGGAGACAAUUUGUACGAAUGGGUAUCAACAAUUCUGGGACCACCCGGUUCGGUAUAUGAGGGCGGCGUGUUUUUCCUCGACAUACACUUCUCGCCCGAAUAUCCAUUCAAACCGCCCAAAGUCACAUUUCGCACACGCAUCUAUCACUGCAAUAUCAAUAGUCAAGGCGUGAUCUGCUUGGACAUACUGAAGGACAAUUGGUCGCCGGCCUUGACCAUAUCAAAGGUGUUGCUCUCGAUAUGUUCCCUGCUCACAGAUUGCAAUCCUGCCGAUCCGUUGGUGGGCAGCAUUGCUACGCAAUAUUUGCAGAAUCGAGAGGAGCACGAUCGAAUUGCGCGUCUUUGGACAAAGCGGUACGCAACAUGAUGCGUAAGCUCAGCAUCCAUUACGUACCACAAACUGCAACAAAAAACGAAAAUUCGCAUGCAAAAGAAAAGUCUAUUUUAUAAAUAUAUAUUAAAAUACACUAACUAUUAAAUUAACGAUUAAUUAUAAUAUGUAUAACAAGAAAAAAGCAGAGUAAAGUUUAUAAAGUCGUUUGAAUAGACCAUACCAUUCAAAAUUUAAAUGUUCGCUACGAUUUCAAUUAACGCAAAAUUGUAAAAUAUUUUCAAACCCAUUUCGGUUCAUUUGCUAUGGAAUUUAGUUUCGGCUUAGCAAUUAUUCAACAAUUAAUUAUUAGCAUAUUUACUACCAAUAUUUAAACAGAGAACUCAACUCAACCGUCAUAUGUAAAACACAUUGGCAUCUUAACUAAAUAUCGAACUGCAUACAUCAUUAUUAAUACAAUUAGUUUACAUUAUGUGUACAGUGUUAAGUGAAAAGAGCUAAAGAUAAAAACACAAAAAGAAUGGUCAACAAAGCCUAAUUAAACAAAAUACAAAUACAUUA